AUUGGAUUUAGUGAGGGAGAGACUCAUCGUCGUAAUUCGUAAAAUAUUAUAGUCGAGAAAAAAAUAUGCAAAAGAAAAUAAGCUCACUCUGUAGAUGCUUACUACUCAAUUGUAAAUUCAGCUGCCGUCAUUUUUACUGCUGUUGAUAUUUCUCUCUCUGUUGUUAUUGUUGUUGUUCUUGUUCUUGUUCUGCUGUGCUGUGAUACCCUGAUUCUGCUGUUUUUUUGUGCUUGACAUUCGUUCUUUGUUGUCUUCCUAUAUGUUAAACCAAAAGCCGUGUGUGAGAGUCAUGUCAAGCCAUUCAGCAGCAGCUGAUCCAGUGUCCACUUAACAAACUUGUUGACUCAUCGUUGUGCAACCUUCCAAUGACCACCACCUGAUAUAUACACGUAAAAACUUGCCCGAGUGUCAAGUUGCGUGUGUAAAACAUGUUCAGCUUCGAGGGUGAUUAUAGGCGCAAACCACAGCAGAAUUUAGCCGGUGCCAGCAGAACGGACGAGAAGGCCACUCUGCUCCAGCAUGCGCAUUUGGAGAGACAGAAACGAGAACAGCAGCGACUGAAGCACAACUCCGCAGUCAAGAUUCAGGCUGGUGUCAGAAGCUUUGUCCUGAGACAAUUUGUGAAAAGGCAGGAGAGGCGUGAGUUUGAUGAGUUGAUGCAGGACAUCACUGCCAGGAAAAGAGGCGUCGACGACUUGACACCGUUGGUUAAGAAGCUCUUGUUUUUCUACAAUCACAAGGACGACGGGACCAGACUCGUUAGUCUACUCCAGCUCGUGCUGAGACUUCACAAAGAUAUCAAGCAGAGGUACUUGACUUCUCCAGAGUGGUCAUGGAAGAUCAGGUGGUUACUCAGAACUUGCAUGCAAUACAGUCUUCAAACUGUGUUGGUAGACUCAGUUCAAUCAAUAGCCAUACCCUUCAGAAUCUUAGAAGUCUUCACAACGCCAGAGGAUAUAGACAAAAUUGUUGGCCCAGAUAGUAAUUCGAACCUCAAAGAAAUAUUUGCCUACCUUGUGAAGAACAAGUACUUUCAGCAAGUUCGGCAAUUAAUUGAUGCCAAAGUGCCACACGAUCUCGAGCCUUCUCCAGUACCGCCGACACCCAUGGCAAAGUGGUUCCUUGAAAUGAUACAACGACCCUUGAGUAUAGUUAAUAGUGUAGACAAUUCUAAUGACUUUUGCUUUUUGAUUUUAAAUGAGUUUUGUGCGAGCAUACUAUCACCAAAACUAACGAAUCCUAUAUCAGACUUUGUUAUUCCUGCACUACUGGAGUUCAAAGAGUUUCCCUACAACAAGUUCAUUGACUGCAUCAACCGCUGCAACAAUCAGCCGAGCGUCAGUCUUUUGUAUGCGGUUCUUCAAAUGGAACCGGUUGGAAGAUCGAUGAACAAAUCAAAGGACAAUCUAGUAAACUAUCUUCAAGUUUUGGCGUCCUUGAGUUCUAUGCUCAAUCCAACUCUAGGCCAACGUAAGUCAAACAACGAACAGCUCUACGAUUCCGACAGCGACAGCGAAACAGAAUUCAUGGACACAGGGGAGUUCGAGACGAUAUAUCGUUGCAUCGAAAUGUUGAACGAAGAACAGCGCGUUCACAACAUAUUGUUGGGAGCCGAUCAAGGUGCAGACGAUCCUUCGGUGCUGCAGCCACUGUGCUCACUCUGUCACAAUCUACUGAUAAAUAACAAAAACGCGAUUCACAAGUGCAAGCUUCUGUACAUGCUGGCCUUCAAACCAGCCUUUCUGCGGCAGUUAUGGAACACACUGUUGACUCUAAGCCAGACGUCAUUGUUUGGUGGUUCGACGCCUUACAUACACAUCAUAUCGAGAGGUAUUGCCUUAUCGACCGACGACACGGCGCGAAUUGUGCCUUUGUUGGCGGUGUUCUGUUCACUGUUAAGUCUGUUGAUAACUACCCUCCACGACACCGAGUUCUUUGUCGAACCAUCGGGCGUGGAUCUGAACAACAUAAUGGACAAGGCGCAGCAGCCACUCCAGCAGCAAACGAUGCCAUUCACGACGUACGACUUGGUGAUGCUCAGCUCACACUUGAAAGGCGUUUGUCUGGGGCUGGUCGAGCUCGCUUAUCCGGAGACCAGGCCGACCAUAAGGGACGACUACAAGAACGCGGUUCUGGGUCCCUCGUCGUCGACAAUAGCUCCACAGAGCACGCAAAUCUGGGCGCACUUGCUCAAAGUCUGCGUAAGUCUCCUACGCCAGCUGCACACGCGCGAUUUGCGCCGGCAGUACUGUCCGGAUGGCCACUGGAUCGCCUCGAACGUGGAGAUCCCGAUGGGCAAGCCCCACGACUUCAGCCUUCGACGGCGCCGGUUGCGCAGUUACGCACCCUUCCAUGGCCUACGAACCCUCAAGCGUGAAGAAAUCGAAGAAGGCCCACCCAUGUCCACGAAGGAGGUCCGCACGCUCACUCUUUUGCGCGAGAUACCCUUCGUGGUGCCGUUCAACGAUCGCGUCGUCGUUUUCCAGACGCUCAUUCACCGGGACAAGUGCGAGAUGCAGGGCGAGCUCUCGCACUUCAUGCAAGGCCCAUCCAUCAACGUGUCCAUCAGGAGGAAUUAUUUGUACGAAGACGCGUUUGACAAGCUUUCGCCCGAAAACGAGCCCGAGAUGAGGCUCAAAAUGCGGGUACAGCUGGUUAAUACGGCUGGUAUGGACGAGGCGGGUGUCGACGGUGGCGGCUUGCUCAGAGAAUUUUUGGCGGAGCUGCUCAAGACUUGCUUCGAUCCCAAUAGGGGCUUCUUUAGACUUACCAAGGACAACAUGCUGUAUCCGAAUCCAAUGGCUCACUUGCUUGAAGAGAAUUUUCCCAAGCAUUACUUUUUUAUCGGAAGAAUACUAGGAAAAGCUUUGUACGAAAAUUUGCUCGUCGAAUUGCCGUUUGCCGAGUUUUUCUUAUCGAAAAUCGUCAGCACGAAGUCUGACGUUGACGUUCACCACCUUGCCUCCCUCGACCCCGUAAUGUAUCGAAACUUAUUGUACCUUAAGAGCUACAAAGGCGAUGUAGCUGAUCUUGGCCUAGAUUUUACAGUCUUAUCGGACGAAUUAGGUGAAAGACGAGUAGAUGAACUGAAAUCUGGUGGUGCCAAUAUCCCAGUAACCAAUCAUAAUCGAAUCGAAUACAUUCACCUGAUGGCCGAUUACAAACUCAAUAGGCAGAUCCGAGCUCAGUGCGCUGCGUUCAAACAGGGAAUCGGCAAAGUUUUACCACUCGAUUGGCUGCAAAUGUUCAAUAAUAAGGAACUACAAGUGUUGAUUUCCGGUGCUCAGAUACCAGUCGAUGUAAAUGAUCUCAAACAGCAUACCAACUACACCGGCGGUUAUGCACCUGAACAUCCGACGAUCGUUGCGUUCUGGAAGGUUGUGGACGAGUUCAGCGAUCAGCAAAAAAGACUUUUACUUAAAUUCGUGACAAGUUGCAGUAGGCCACCAUUGCUGGGAUUCAAGGAACUAGAUCCGCCUUUUUGCAUACAGCAUGUGGGUACAUCCGAUCGGCUGCCAACGUCCAGUACGUGCAUGAAUUUGUUGAAGCUUCCAGAAUUCCCGGACGAAAAAACGUUAAGAGAAAAGCUUCUCUAUGCCAUUCAAGCUGGUGCUGGAUUUGAACUUAGUUAAAAUAAUUUUCAAAUGUGUACUUUUCAUUUAUACUUGAAAAAAGGAGAUUUUCCAAAUGUUUUAAUUCAAUGAAUGUUUUUAUUUUCAUCCGAACGUUAAGCUUAAAACGUGUGAGUUGCUCCAAAUUAGAAUUAAACUCUAAGAUAUAUUUUGAUUGAUGUGUUAGUUGAGUAAAUGAUCAUUUUUAUUUGGCGGAUAGUUCUUAGUUUAAGAAACAUACAUUGAAUUUUAGACUUUGAAUGCCCUCAUUGAUUUGUACACUUAAGAAAAAAAAUGUCAAUGACUGUGUAAAUAGUUAUUUUGUAAAAUAUUAAUAUGCAACUAUUUUGGUACUGCAUAUACUACUAUCCAUGUUAUUAGUUUUUAAGAAUAAACUUUGGUUUGAGAUGUUUGUAUUUCAUAGGCAGUUUGAUGAAAUUUAUCAGUUACUGGUGAAAAUUGUAAGUAAAAUGUUCUUUUUGUACAUAAAGCCAAAAUAUUACUCAUG
Copidosoma floridanum is the source of this 4119-nucleotide messenger RNA. RefSeq names its product ubiquitin-protein ligase E3C. Gene Ontology annotation, biological process: ubiquitin-dependent protein catabolic process; protein polyubiquitination. Gene Ontology annotation, molecular function: ubiquitin protein ligase activity. NCBI's taxonomy places the organism in Eukaryota, Metazoa, Arthropoda, Insecta, Hymenoptera, Encyrtidae. The record is from RefSeq and is a predicted model, not a curated record.